Pseudonaja textilis is the source of this 1525-nucleotide messenger RNA. RefSeq names its product calcium/calmodulin dependent protein kinase II inhibitor 1 (gene CAMK2N1). The record is from RefSeq and is a predicted model, not a curated record. Gene Ontology annotation, molecular function: protein kinase binding; calcium-dependent protein kinase inhibitor activity. NCBI's taxonomy places the organism in Eukaryota, Metazoa, Chordata, Lepidosauria, Squamata, Elapidae. Gene Ontology annotation, biological process: negative regulation of protein kinase activity.
CGGCGGCGGCGGCGGCAUCUGCGCUCCGCUCGGCCCGGGCAGCCGCCGCCGCGAUGUCGGAGGUGCAGCUGAGUCCCCGCGGGGAGGCGGGCGAGGGGCAGCCGCUGGGCUUCGCCUGCCGCCUGCAGGACACCAGCGGCUUCGGGGGCGCCGGCAAGCGGCCCCCCAAACUGGCCCAGAUCGGACGCAGCAAGUGCGUUGUCAUUGAGGAUGAUCGAAUUGAUGACGUACUGAAAAGCAUUUCAGAAAAGCCCCCUCCGGGGGGUGUCUAAAUAUAUAUAUAUAUCUAUAUAUAUAUAUUCAUGUCUCGUCCAGAGACAAUAAGUAAAAAAAAUGAGGGGAACAAAAAUAAUUCACCUUUCAACAUGAGAACGGACAAAAUCAUUCAUUUUUUAAAAAAAAUGAAGAAAGGAUGAACUUUUUGGGGGCGAAAGAGGCAGAAAGCGAUGGCGAUUUUUGGACUUCUUCAGUGCCACAUUGGGAUCCAACUGGAGAUGCCUUUUAAGGAGCUGCGGAAAGGCUGAACUGGAGCCUUUUAUUCCUCCAGGAAGUACAGUUUUUCAAGUUGGACUUUUAAAAAGUCUUCUGAAAAGAGAAAUAAUUGGGGUGGUGGGCAGAGAGGGUCUCGGAGUUCUGGGUUUACAUGAUGACACCUUGCAAAAAAUAUUCCAUCAGUUUGCACGUAACAUGGUCUAUACUUUAUAUAUAUAUAUUUUUUUUUUCUUGGAUUUUGCGAAGGUAAAAGAGGGACAAAAGGAUAGUUUAUAAUCACAACACACAAACCAACACACACUGUAUGUGAUUCUGCUUACUUUUUGAAGUCUCUGGAAUGUAAGGAACUUUUUAAAGAGAAAGUUUGAACCAGGAGUAAGGUUAUCCUUAUUUCCCCAAAAUUGGCUUAUAAUUCUAGUGUUUGACAUUUGGGGCAAUGCUCAGUCACUCAGGUGCAAAUAGAGAAAUGUAAUUUUAUAUGGUAAAUGGAAGACAUGUUUUUUAAAAGUACUUGCAUGCUUUUUUAAAAAUGUUCCCUAGCAAACGAAAGCUUGUGUCGAAUCAAUAUUUGCUUUUUCUCUUUGUUACCGUGCAAUGAAAUAAACAAAUAAAACGUGUGCAUACACAAACUGUAAUCCUGUCAGGAGAGUGCCAAAUAUUUUUUUCCAAAAUGCAAAAUAUUUACUUCUCUGUUUCCUCUGUAGGGGUUUUGUGUCUAAUGCGAAGUUGCUUUUUUGUACUUAAGGAAUUCUUGCCUCUCUAAGGACUUUUUUUUACCGAACUGGUUGAUCUGCACAUAAAGAAUUUUCUCUCAAUGCCAGCCUUACUUUUGGGUUUAGUUCUCCUUUGUACUGAUUCUGACCAUUUUGAAAACAACUGCAUGACACACAUAGAAUUCAAAAGGGCUGCCUUGCUUGCCAUCUGUUUAUCCUUCUCUUGGGCUGCAUUUUGCAAUGAUGUCCUCAAAGAUGGUUUGGUCUUUUCCUACAAGUUUUGUGUAUCUUGCACAAGAGUGUUUCUGCAAUGGGUAAUA